This is a messenger RNA of Mercurialis annua (annual mercury), 1632 nucleotides long. RefSeq names its product mitogen-activated protein kinase kinase 5-like. NCBI's taxonomy places the organism in Eukaryota, Viridiplantae, Streptophyta, Magnoliopsida, Malpighiales, Euphorbiaceae. Gene Ontology annotation, biological process: protein phosphorylation. The coding region runs from base 275 to 1456 and encodes 393 amino acids. Gene Ontology annotation, molecular function: protein serine/threonine kinase activity; ATP binding. The record is from RefSeq and is a predicted model, not a curated record. The transcript has a single exon. Gene Ontology annotation, cellular component: cytoplasm.
AAUUGAAAGAAUCAGUACCAUCCACAGAUUACACAUAUUUCUCUUUCUUUUUUCUGUUCCCAAGCAGAAGAAAGAAACAACUUUCUUUCAUUUUCUCACUAACCAAACACACUAACCCCUUUUUUAUUCCAUUAAAAAACCUCUUCUUUUCUCUAUAUUUCCACCAUCCAAUCAAUAAUCAACCAAAGGGUAUGCUUGUUAAUCACUAAUUUUCAUCAUUAUUGACCUCACAAAAAUCAAUCCAAACCCUAAUUCUAAUCAAAUCUUCAUCGCCAUGAAGCCGAUUCAACCGCCUCCUCCCGGAACCGCCUCUGCACCAUCACCUCCACCACCAUCACCACCUCCAUCAGCCUCCGCUUCUCCAUCACCACCACCAUCAGCCUCCGCUUCUUCAUCAUCAGCUAAUCGAAACCGGUCCCGCCGGCGCUCCGACCUAACCCUACCGCUCCCACAGCGCGACCCAGUACGAGCCGUUCCUCUGCCGUUACCGCCGUCAUCUGCCCCGUCAUCAACAACAAGUAAUAAUAAUAAUAAUCAUAUUAAUAAUAGUAAUAGUAAUUCUAAUCAUAAUAAUCAGAGGCCAUGUCUGCAAGUGAACUUCACCGAGCUGGAUAAAAUCAACCGGAUAGGAAGCGGAAGCGGCGGAACUGUCUAUAAAGUUGCUCACCGGCCGUCAGGUAAACCCUUUGCUCUUAAGGUAAUUUAUGGUACUCAUGAUGAUUCCGUUAGGGGCCAGAUCUGCCGCGAGAUCGAGAUUCUUCGCGGCGUAAAUCAUCCGAAUGUUGUUAAAUGUCAUGAAUUUUAUGAACAUAGCGGUGAGAUUCAGGUUUUACUUGAGUUUAUGGAUGGUGGGUCUUUAGAAGGUACUCAUAUUGCCCAUGAGGCUCAUUUGGCUGAUGUUGCUAGGCAAAUCUUGAGCGGUAUUGCGUAUUUGCAUCGUAGGAAGAUUGUUCAUAGGGAUAUUAAACCGUCUAAUCUGUUGAUUGAUUCGAAAAAGAACGUAAAGAUUGCUGAUUUUGGUGUUAGUAGGAUUCUUGCUCAGACUAUGGAUCCUUGUAAUUCGGCGGUUGGGACUAUUGCUUAUAUGAGUCCGGAAAGGAUAAAUACGGAUUUGAAUCAUGGUCAGUAUGACGGAUAUGCGGGUGAUGUUUGGAGUUUAGGGGUUAGUAUGUUGGAAUUUUAUUUGGGGAAGUUUCCAUUUGCUGUUGGAAGACAAGGUGAUUGGGCUAGUUUGAUGUGUGCAAUUUGUAUGGCGCAUCCGCCGGAAGCACCACCUACCGCUUCGAGGGAGUUCCGUGAUUUUAUAGCUUGUUGUUUGCAGAGAGAACCGGCUAGGAGGUUGUCCGCAGUUCAAUUGUUACAUCAUCCUUUUAUUACACGGAACAGUGGUGGCCAAAGAGAGGCUACUCAGAAUCUUCAUCAACUAUUGCCUCCCCCUCGCCCUCUCUCUUCAUAACCCUCUCUUUUCUUUUUUUCCAAAAUAUAUUUGCGAAUUACUCUUCAUGAUUUUGGUUUAUCUUUUGUUGCUAUUGCUAUUGUUGUUGUUAUUAAUCUUUAUUCUCUGUGUAAUUCCUCAUUUGAUUGGUCGGAUUUUAUCUCGUAGGAGCAAAUGGUAGAAUCAUCAUAAUCAAA